Temnothorax curvispinosus is the source of this 1511-nucleotide messenger RNA. RefSeq names its product protein ANTAGONIST OF LIKE HETEROCHROMATIN PROTEIN 1-like. The record is from RefSeq and is a predicted model, not a curated record. Lineage: Eukaryota; Metazoa; Arthropoda; Insecta; Hymenoptera; Formicidae. The transcript is spliced from 4 exons. Bases 342 to 1496 code for a protein of 384 amino acids.
UGGCAUUAUUGGUGUUUGCGUUUAGGUAACAGGUGGAGUCUGAAGUCCCACAUCGCUUUUCGGUCAUCGGUUUCCUCGUCUCUUCAUACUCUUCUCCGCGAGACGGUCGAUCGGCACGGUUCUCGCGAUUGUUGAUCGUCGAUCCGCCGAUACGUUGCUUUGUUCCUCUUGCGUGACAUUCGUGUCCGUGUCGUCUCGUCGCACGGGCGCAAUUUCGCCCGCUGAGCGCGAUCAGCUUCGUUAACCGGGUGCAAUCGUCGCACACUACCCCACGCGAGUGUCUCGUUCUUCCCAAAGCUGAGGCAGCUGAGGAAAUCGUCCGUGCGUUUAAGUAGCAAACAAUGGAGGCAAAUCGAAGAGAUUUGGUAACAAUAAUAGCACUGCAAAUACGGGAGUUGGUAGAAACGUCAUCAAGUGACAGCGAUAAUGAUGAACUUGAAAUAUUGGAAAAAAUGUUAAAUAAAAGAAGAAAAGUGUCCAGAGUACAAAAUUAUGUUGAAACAGUAGUGCCAGGGUUAACAAGUCAAGAUUUCAAAGCUCAUUUCAGGAUGCUUCCUGGAACCUUCGAGUAUCUUCUGUCUAUUAUUGAGCCAAUACUACUAAGAGAGAAAACAGAGGGAGCACCUAUGAUUUCUCCACGCAAACAGUGUUUGUUGGCGUUGUGGCGAUUAGCUACUCCAGAUUCUUUAAGGUCGAUUUCCGAUCGAUUUAAUGUCGGUAGAAGUACUGCAUUAUAUAUAACAAGACGUGUUAUAAAUGCACUUAUUGAGCUGGCACCUACUGUAAUUAAAUGGCCUACAAAUGAACGAGUUGGUCAAGUGUGGGCAGGAUUUGAAGCUAAUAGUGGAUUCCCUAAAGUCAUUGGUGCUAUUGAUGGCACGCACAUCAAUAUUCCAGCUCCUAAAGAUGAUCCAGCAGCAUAUGUCAAUCGCAAAAGUCAUCACUCAAUCCAACUUCAGGCUAUUUGUGACCACACUUGCCAAUUUAUCCACUGUUAUGUUGGACAUGUGGGGUCGGUACAUGAUCAACGAGUGUUUCGUCUGUCGGAAGUACAAUCCUAUCUUGGAGAUGUGUCAAAGUUUCCACAAGAUUGUCACUUAGUUGGAGAUCUAGCCUAUAAAUUGCAUGAAAAUUUGCUAAUACCGUAUCGAGACAAUGGCCAUAUGACACAACGUCAACGAAAUUGUAACUUUUGUCAUGCUUCUGCGAGAAUUGCUAUUGAAAGAGCUUUCGGACUAUUAAAGGGACGUUUUCGAAGUCUUCUUACAACACUUGCAAUGGAUAGAGUAGACUUAAUUCCACUGCAUAUUCUUGCUUGUUGUGUUUUACAUAAUGUGUGUCUAAUGAAAAAUGAUGAUUUUAAUAUAGAAGUGAUUGAGGAUGUAGAUGUGAUAGAUUGUGUGAUGGCCAAUAAUGAAAAUAUGCGUGAUGCUGCUUAUGCAGGUGCUGCAAAGCGAGAUUUAAUAGCUCAGAGAUUACGACUAAGAAAUGUAUAAUUGGUACAUAUUCAU